AUGGGUUCUCCAAGCCCCAGCCACGAGUCGCUACCCUUGUCUGGAUCUCAUCUGCAAUUCCAACUCCAACAGCAACCGAGUACCCAACGUUCACGAGGCGGAUGCCAAACAUGCCGCGUCAAAAAGGUCAAAUGCGACGAGACGCGACCGAUUUGCCGACGAUGUAUCCGCCUGGAAUUGACCUGUGAUUAUACGCGCAUCCCUCGCAAAAAGUACACCAGGCGCGUUAUCGCGUCCCCUGCUGCAUCAUCCCCUGCAAACCUGAUCGCCAGUACAGAUGCGGCGUCAACACCUAGCGACAGUCUCACAGGCCGUGGUGAUAAUUCGUAUCCUGGGGAGUUUGGUAGCGGAUCCUUAUCCGAUACUCAGAGUGCAGAUGUCAACCUACCACCACUGAAUACCAUUGCCGACGAUGGCCUGGCACUUGACCUCUCACCCGACUGUGCCGCUAUCCUGUCCCCUUCCGAUCACUCGGCAAUCCACUUCUUCCGAUUUGUCCUCCCAGGAAUGGUUGGCACACGGAUAUCGAUGCACAGCGGCCCUGGGCUGGUCUGGAAGUUGGCGCAGCAGAGUCCCAUGGUUCUUCACAUGGUCUGCGCCGUCAGUGGACAAACAUGGUCUGAGAAGACAAGCGGCUCCAAGUCAGAUGCCGAAUCCAGACGAUUAAGAGCUAUCCAACACUAUAGAGAUGGUUUACAGAUGCUAGCUGUGGCUACACAGAUCCCUAGCGAGAUAACCUAUCUUCCACCCGUCCUGGCUACACUAUGGCUCAUGCUCUUGUAUGAACUUAGGUUUGGGGAUGGGUGCGGUAUUGGCGUUGAUGCGCACCUGAGAGGUGCCACCUCGAUAUUACUGGGGCGCUCGAGACUUGCCAGCAGCGACAACGUUGACCCUCAUACCUCACAGAUCAUUGAGCCUGAGAAUUUCUGUCCUGUCUCCUGCAGAAUCCUCGUCUGGCUCUCGCACGCGGAUGGAGGUGCUGUUCUAAAUGGGUUUGGCGGGUACUUCAACAAUCUCCUGGGGACCUCCUCAGUAGACAUAUCAGAGACUGAAGCGCAAGGUCGCUUGCAACGCGUCAGGCAAUUGCAAAAGCGAUCAGUCCUUGCCAACUACGACCUGUGGGGAAGAUCAUACCCCCAGACUGAGCUACUGGAGGACAUGCAGUGUAGUGACCUAUCAUGUUUCGACGCCGAGUGCGCUCAGCUGAAGUUCAUGGUCGGUUCUUUAGCUACAGCCGAGCAUCGGGACAACGUCCCCCACGGUUCGUGGAGACAGUCUGUUGCAGGUGCCAUUCAAAAUGUCAGAUCCAGAUAUGGAGAGUUGAUAAGCGUGGCUAACCGCCUCGAACUUCCCGACGACGGACCCCAUAGACGGUUCGUGAUGGAGAUGCAAUCGGUCAUUUCCUGCUUUUACGCCAUAUAUGUCUGCUUUCUUCGAAUCACCCACGGACAAGAACCAAUGGCACCAGAGCAGCGCGAAGCAAUGAAAGAGAUCAUGUCACUAGCCUUUAAGGUCUAUCGAGAUCAAGGAGAGCCAGGUUUGACCCGGCUAGGCUGGCCAUUACCUUUCUUUUCCCCUAACCUCUGCUUCUACUCUAACAUUACCCCAACUGCCAUCGUCAUGUGGUCCCCAACCGGUGUCAUCGGACCCUUCCAGCCCAAAUCAAGUCGCCUUACGGUCAUGCUCCUCGUCGCAAGCGCAGCAGUCUACGCAACGACGGCUGGUUACGACUCGGCACUCAUGAGCGGAAUCAACAUCAUUCCCUCCUACACUGAGUUUCUAAACCUCAACACCACCACCCGCGCCUUGAACGUGUCUGCCAACUUUAUUGGAUGGGGCAUUGCAUCCCUGACCAUGGGCCCUGUCGUCAACGCGAUUGGUCGCAAGAACUCCAUUUUGGUGGCUCUCUUGACCAAGCUUUUCAGUAUUGGAUUGGUUGCUGGUUCUCAGAACUUUGCGAUGUUUCUUUCUGGUCGCAUUAUCCUGGGUGUAGCUUCUGGACUUUCCAGCAUUGCUGGUUCAACUUGGCUCGCCGAAACUCUUCCACCCAAUAUUCGCGGGCUCGGUCUAAGCAUUACGUUCUCCGUCUACUACGUCGGUGCCUUGAUCUCCGCAGGCAUUACCUAUCGCACUGCCGAGAUUCCUGGCGAAUGGUCCUGGCGCCUUCCUAUUCUCUUACAGAGCAUGUUUUCCCUGAUCUGCAUCUUUUGCCUCUUCCUAACUCCCGAAUCGCCUCGAUGGCUUUCCCACCAAGAUAUGAUGGAUGAAGCUCUCCAAGUCAUAGCGUCAAUUGCGGCUAACGGGGACCAGUCAGACGAGGAGGUUCGUCAGCAGUAUCAGAGUGUGGUUGAUAGCAGAGAAAAAGAGCGAACUGAAGGCAAGACGGCAUCAUAUACUGAGCUGUUCAAGACUCGAUCCGCUCGAAGACGACUCAUGCUUGCGGUUUCUGUAGCUGUCAUCGUCAUGGCAAGCGGAAAUAACAUCGCAUCGUUUUUCCUUGGUGACAUGCUCACGAACGCUGGCAUCACCAACAAGACCACGCAGCUCCAAAUCAACAUUGUACUACAGUCUUGGUGCCUUAUCUGUGCAAUGAUUGGAACAUUUCUCAUGGACAGAGCUGGUCGAAAGACGCUCUGCCUCUCAGCUUGCGUCGGAAUGACUAUCUUGAUGUUUGUUAUCGGCGCAUUGACAAAAACUUUCAGUACGAGUCAAGACCUCGCGGGUAUCUAUGGGACUGUUGCCUGUAUCUUCCUCUUCAUGGGUGCAUACAGUGUUGGCAUCACUCCCAUCACGCAACUGUACCCUCCAGAGGUUCUGAGUUACUCUAUCCGUACCAACGGAAUGGCUAUCUGGGCCGGAACAAUCGCGAUAUUCGCCAUUGGAACCACUCUUGUGUUCCCCAUUGCGCUGGAGGCUAUCUCCUGGCGUCUCUACUUCAUCAUUGGAGCUUGGGAUGUCCUUGAGACCAUUUUCGUUGCUGUAUUUUGGGUCGAGACAAAAGGUCUAUCUCUUGAGGAGAUUGACGAGUUGUUUGAAGGGGUUGUUUACAACGGCCAUGGAGUCGCCGAUGUUCGUGAAGAUGGAAUUGUGACAAAGGAUCAAGACGGAAAGGAUCGAUCAGUCUCUAUUGCGCGCUCGGCCUCGGAUGAGCCUUUUUCGGCUGAAGCUUAG
Messenger RNA from Fusarium tjaetaba, 3171 nucleotides. Its product is annotated as hexose transporter. The record is from RefSeq and is a predicted model, not a curated record. NCBI's taxonomy places the organism in Eukaryota, Fungi, Ascomycota, Sordariomycetes, Hypocreales, Nectriaceae. The coding region runs from base 1 to 3171 and encodes 1056 amino acids. Gene Ontology annotation, biological process: transmembrane transport; carbohydrate transport; regulation of DNA-templated transcription. The transcript is spliced from 7 exons. Gene Ontology annotation, cellular component: membrane. Gene Ontology annotation, molecular function: zinc ion binding; carbohydrate:proton symporter activity; DNA-binding transcription factor activity, RNA polymerase II-specific.